This is a messenger RNA of Eupeodes corollae, 3859 nucleotides long. RefSeq names its product glutamate receptor ionotropic, kainate 2 (gene Ekar). Bases 1 to 2973 code for a protein of 990 amino acids. The record is from RefSeq and is a predicted model, not a curated record. Gene Ontology annotation, molecular function: glutamate-gated receptor activity. NCBI's taxonomy places the organism in Eukaryota, Metazoa, Arthropoda, Insecta, Diptera, Syrphidae. Gene Ontology annotation, biological process: monoatomic ion transport. Gene Ontology annotation, cellular component: plasma membrane; postsynaptic membrane. The transcript is spliced from 14 exons.
AUGCCUUCAACACAAUUUCUGUUGGGUGUAGUUCUUGGUCUAAUAUUAAUCGGCGAAGUGUCUUUGCUUCCUUCGGUAGUACGUAUUGCUAGUUUUACAUUCGGUAAAAAAUCCGAACUCGAGAUUUUAAUCAUACGUGACAUUAUGAUCGGAGCUUUCGAAAAAAGUGAGUCCCCCGAUUCUGCAUUUCUGUCUCUCCUAGCCCCAACAGCCCAGAGCAUCGGUUCGAUCGCCUUCGAAUUUGGGGGUAUUUUUAAUGAUGACCAAGUUGAUAGUCCGGCUGUAUUAGCAUUUAAGUACGCUGUACAUAGUAUCAAUCAAGAUAAGGGCAUUCUAUCUGAUACGACUUUGGACUAUGAUAUUCAAUAUGUAUCGAAAAAUGAUUCAUUCCGUACGAGUAAGAAAGUUUGCUCCCAAAUAAAACUUGGAGUGUAUGCAAUUUUUGGUCCAUCAGAUGCUGUUUCACGAGCCCAUAUACACUCAAUUUGUGAUGCACUUGAUAUUCCUCAUUUGGAAUCAAGAAUUGAUGUUGAAAAUCGAAUAAGAGAAUUUUCAAUUAAUCUUCAUCCAUCCCAAUAUUAUGUCAAUACUGCAUUUCAAGAUGUCAUUCGUUAUUUAAACUGGACUAAGAUUGGGGUUCUAUUCGAAAAACAUCAUGGCAUUGUUCAACUGAGAGAAUUGACACGAUCUUAUGGAUUGGAAAUGCACAUUCGUGAAGUAGAACCUUCGACAUACGUUCGAGUACUCAAUGAGUUUAAAAAUAAGGAAAUCAAUAAUAUUGUCAUUGAUACAAGUACUGCGAAUAUUUCUAUUAUACUAAAAGGCAUUCUGCAACUUCAGAUGAACGAAUAUAAAUAUCAUUACUUAUUUACAAGUUUUGACAUUGAAACAUUUGAGCUUGAUGAUUUUAAAUAUAACUUCGUGAAUAUUACAGCUUUUAGAUUAGUUGAUGCUGGCGACGUUAGUGUCAAGGAAGUUGUAAAAGAUAUGGAAAUAUUUGCCCAAAUGAAGAAAAGAGAUCAAGAAAUUUUUCGUAAGGACAGAAUAAUACAGACUGAGCCAGCUUUGAUUUACGAUGCAGUUUAUAUUUUUGCUAUAGGUCUUCAAACUUUGGACUUAUCGCACACAAUAAAUCUAUCAAACUUAUCUUGUUCAGAUGCUAAUCCUUGGGAUGGAGGCCUUAGCCUUAUCAAUUACAUUAAUUCGGUUGAGUGGAAGGGUCUCACUGGGCCAAUUCAAUUUAAAGAAGGUCAACGGAUUCAGUUCAAAUUGGAUUUGGUUAAACUUAAACAACAUUCAAUUGUUAAAGUUGGCGAAUGGUCACCUCAAACUAGACUGAACAUUACUGAUCGCUCGAAAUUUUUUGAAUCUGGAUCGAUGAAUGUUACACUAGUUGUUAUAACUAUUUUGGAAAAACCAUAUGUUAUGAUGCGGUAUGGAAAGAACUUUACUGGAAACGGUCGGUUUUAUGGAUUUUGCGUGGAUAUUUUGGACUUGGUUGCUCGUGAAACCGGAUUUGAAUAUAUUCUUGACUUAGUACCAGAUCGCAAGUAUGGAGCUAGAGAUCCAGUUACUGGUGAAUGGAAUGGGAUGGUUGCCCAGUUGAUGAAAUAUAAAGCUGACCUAGCUGUGGGCUCAAUGACUAUAAAUUACGCUCGAGAAAGUGUCAUUGAUUUUACAAAACCGUUUAUGAACUUAGGCAUCAGUAUUCUUUUUAAGGUCCCAAGUACACCACCAUUACGUUUAUUUUCUUUUAUGAACCCGUUGGCAUUUGACAUUUGGCUUUACGUUUUGGCUGCUUAUGUUUUGGUAUCUUUGACAAUAUAUGGGGUUGCAAGAUUUUCACCAUACGAAUUACACAAUUUGAAUCCGUGUGACACCGAGAACACCACAAUCGGAAACCACUUUACUCUUGGAAAUAGUUUUUGGUUUGCUAUUGGUACACUGAUGCAACAAGGAUCCGAUUAUAAUCCAAAAGCGGCAUCGACUCGUGUUGUCAGUGCAAUUUGGUGGUUUUUCACUUUAAUUAUGAUAUCAUCUUAUACGGCUAAUUUAGCAGCAUUCCUUACUGUAGAACGAAUGAUAACACCAAUUGAAAAUGCUGAUGAUUUAGCAUCACAGACAGAUAUAUCGUAUGGCACAUUGGAAAGUGGAUCGACAAUGACGUUUUUUAGGGAUUCCAUGAUUGAAACAUAUCGAAAGAUGUGGAGAUUUAUGGAAAACAGGAAACCUUCAGUUUUUACAACAACCUAUGAAGAAGGUAUUAAGCGUGUUCUUGAAGGUAACUAUGCUUUUCUAAUGGAAUCAACAAUGUUGGACUAUAUUGUACAAAGGGAUUGUAAUCUCACUCAAAUUGGGGGUCUUCUUGAUGCCAAAGGUUAUGGAAUAGCAACUCCAAUGGGUUCUCCUUGGCGUGAUAAGAUAUCGCUAACUAUUCUUGAACUUCAAGAGAAAGGUGAAAUUCAAAUGCUGUAUGAUAAAUGGUGGAAAAAUGCCGGCGAGACAUGUAUGCGAAAGGACAAAAACAAACAAUCGAAAGCAAAUGCUUUGGGACUUGACAAUAUAGGUGGAGUUUUUGUAGUACUGGUAUGUGGACUUACAAUUGCAGUUUGUGUAUCAAUUUAUGAAUUCCGCCAAUAUAAUAAAGAAAUUGCUUCGAUGUCAGUAAAUACUAAGAGUUCUUGUAGUUUAGGUAAAGGACGUAACAAAAUUCCACGUGGUGUACAACAAACUUUUUGCGAAGAAAUGGCAACCGAGUUCUGUUUUGCCUUACGGUGCAUGGGACCUAGACAACGACCAGCACUCAAUCGAAAAUGUUCUAAAUGUACAUCAGUAGCAGCAUCGUCCGAAUUCUUAGAUAAUAACGAAAUCUAUUCAAAGUCAAGCAAAUACUCAUCUGUUCGGAGAAGGUCACAGCGCAGUGAAACGGGUAUUUUAAGUGGGUACGACAUUGACAACCAAGAUAUUUUUUAAAUUUGCAAGUAAUAGAGUGAUAUAAGUUCAAAUCCUGUGAUGUUAAACUAAAACGAGAACAACGGCGCGUCGGUGGCGCAGUUUGGUCUUCAUAACCGCUCUGAAAGCCUAGGUCCCACAUCCUUAGCAGGAGGGAAAAAACUUAUAAAAAAGUAUCAGUUUAUGCUCUACUACGUGAAAAGGUGUCGAAAUGAAGAAGGUAGUAGAAUAAGUUUAAAUUGACUUUAUUAGCUUUUGUACGGAAAUAAUAAAAAUGUCAUAUUUUGUAUAUAUUGGUUACCAACUCUUUUUCCAUGUGUUUUAUCGAAUGAAAUAUAUCUCGGAUAAAAAUAUUUUUUAGGGAAUAAAAUUAAAUAUUGCUGGUUAUAAAGUUUAAUUCAAAAACACGUUCUUUUUGAAAAUGCUUUCUUCGAAAUUAUUACAAACGUGAAGAAUACAAGAAAAUCGACAUUAUUAUCUUACGCCAAUCGCAAAUUGUCUUGGCUUUAUAACCCAAUGAAGUGAAUUGUAAGCCCUAACUUUAAUUUGUUUUGAUAAACGUUAAGUGACCUGGGCCUUAGGUCUCUACAUUAAUCAUAGUAUUUUUAAGACAUUUGGGUAAAAAACAAAUACGAACCUAUUUGAAAAGCUCGAAAAAAAAUAAAAAUGAAAUCACGUUUUUGCUGGUGCUGUUCUUACUUUAAAUUUUUGAUAAAAAAUGCCUCGAAGAACAAUAAAAGAACUCAAUAAUCGUUUGUACCUUUUUAUUUAUAAAAGAAUUACAAAAUUAACAAAAAAAAAUAAAAAAAGCAUUACCAAUAUUAUUAUAUAUGUAGUUAAAGUGUUAUUAUAUUUUUAUAAAUAGUCUAUCUUUUUGGUAUCAUAAAUUUAGAUACAUAAUAUUAAC